Messenger RNA from Aspergillus wentii DTO 134E9, 1365 nucleotides. RefSeq lists its product as uncharacterized. The coding region runs from base 1 to 1365 and encodes 454 amino acids. The record is from RefSeq and is a predicted model, not a curated record. The transcript is spliced from 3 exons. Lineage: Eukaryota; Fungi; Ascomycota; Eurotiomycetes; Eurotiales; Aspergillaceae.
AUGAAACGCGGCCUUGGUUCCAGCGGCCAGGGCUCGCCCAAAAGCGAAGGUUAUCAGAACCAAGAGAAUAAGGGAAACCACCCCAUUAUCUCCAGUCUGAAUGAGCCCGUAUCACCUCCUAGGAGACGCUCUACAGCCAACAAAAAUCACAAAGCGCCAUUAUCGCCACAUCCACCGGAGGGAGCAGAAACCCGUACGCAAUCACCACCAAAUCUUGCUUCCAUUGAAGCAGGCCAAGUCGAAGUCACCGACCACCUGGGUAUCUUCUCCUCACAGCUAAGCCAAUAUGUCCGUCCAGCAGGAUUUCUGCAGUCGCCACGUCUUCAGAUCGCCGACUGGGUAGACUUAUAUCGCCGCAAUCUACAUCCCUACGGAAAGCACUUCCUGAUCCACCAGCACGAUCAUCCUGUUGCUGGGCCUCACUAUGACCUCCGGCUCCAGUUCUCUGAAACUAGUUCUGUGAGCUGGUCAGUGAUGUAUGGGUUACCGGGGGAUCCUAACAGUCGCCGGUUGAACCGGAACGCGACAGAGACAAGAGUGCAUUGUUUGUGGAAUCAUCUCAUCGAAACAGCAUCCCUAAAAACAGGCAGUAUGAUUAUCUGGGACACAGGGGAAUACGAGAUCCUCCCUUACCAGAUAGAACACAAGCAACCAGAUACCGACGAUUCUCGAUCAGAGGUCUCGGAUACCCCCUUAGACGAGAAGACCCAGAGUGAAAAACUUUGGGAAGCAUUUCAAAAUCGUAAAAUCCGACUUAGAUUACAUGGAUGCCGCCUACCCCCUAACUACACCAUCAUUCUCCGUCUGGACAAAGCAUCGAGUUUCACAAACACGCCUCAUGUCCCCCAAAAGCGACGAAAGCGUACUCAAUCCUCGACCCUCGCGAUCAAAAACAGACAGACCACCUCCUCAUCCUCGGAUUCAUCAUCUCCAGUUCCAUCUGAUGGAAACUAUCAAGAUCCUACUUCUGAUAAUCAGCCUUCAGACCUAAGUCCAGGCAUAUCCAAAGUCGAUGAAAACGCAGACUCUAGUGACGAGAUGGAUUAUCAGAUUCGUGCUAAUAAUGCCUAUCCUGGCUCUACCAACUCAAUCGGGUCUAUCCAUCAGCGACGGUGGUUUAUUACUAUGGAUCGUUUGAACUCUGGGUUCAUCGAGGAGACGAGCACCACACCGGGGAGGAAGAGAUGGGUACCAAAACGGGACCCAGAGACAGGGCAUAUAGUAACUGGGUUUGAACCGUUUUAUGUCCGGGGACCAGAUGUGGAGAGGAGUGUGGUGACAGGCCGGUUAGGAAGAGAAGUCCUGGAAGACGAAGAUGUAUCGGGAUUCUUACCUCGACGAGGAUGGAGGCCCGUGCUGCAGUAG